CUGUUCUCGCCCCCUUCAGCCUCCACCUACCUUAGCCUUCUUCACCACAUUUCAUGCAUCAACCCCUCUCUCGUUUUCACAUGCUGUCACACUGUUCAACAACACGAGUCAGGGCAUCGUCUGGUACCACAAGCUUUAUCUUCUGCUCACAACUUGGGAAACCAGCAACGCUGCAAGCGGUCUGCUAGCUUCCUGUCACUCCAGACAAGCAGGCAUUUUACAGUCAAACAAGAUAAAGGCAAUACAGACUUCCUGUUACAUCUCCAGCAUAUAUCCUUAAUAUAAAUGUGUCAAUGGAUCUCCUUCUGAUGAAAACUUCACAACUGCUUUAAAAGUACAGAGUUUGACUGCAAAAUUCUGCCUGUAACUGUGACACCAAGCCAGUGGGAUUUUUCUACUCAACAAGGACUUUUCUAAGGAGGCAUGGCUGACUAUGAGAACGCCAAAUCCAAAUCCACUACGACUGUGCUGAUCCUUUUUUUCUGCCUUAUAGUCUUAAUUGCAUUGCUCAUCCUCUUGUACAAGAAGCUGAACAAGGAGGCCGAUGGAGAAUAUACCAUCCGGCGCAUGGUGUAUAAGGAAGGCGGGGUCAGGGACCAGGUGAGAGGUGCAGCAUUAGCUCUGGGGACAUGUCUCGGAGUCCAGCUGUGGCCUCGCAGUGAUACUGAUGAGGAUGGAGAGGAAAUGGAGGAACUCCAAGAUGAGGAGGGACAGGUGGAGGAGGGUGGUAGCCAGGUGAGUGACAGCGAGGGAGAUGACCAGGAGGAGGAGAAGGAGGAGGAGGAUAGUAUGGAGCAGUGUGGUAAGACAAAGGGAAAAGGAGGUGACUCUUCAGACGAUGACUCCAGUUUAGAGGGUUCAGAGGCAGGGGAGCAAGCCAGACUAAUGGAUCAGCCAGAGGCAAAGGGAGAGACAGGAGAGGAGAAAGUGGGAGAUGGGGAAGGUAAAGGUGAAGCAAGUGGAGGGGCUGGAUUGUUGAUAGAUCUAAAGGAGUUCUCUGGAAGUGCCAUCUGGUCUGGGGAAAAGGGGGGUGAGGUCAAGGACAGUGAUGUGACUGCACUAUGAGAACAGAAUAAAAAAACAAAACAUGAAAUACAAGGGAGAAUAAGGAAAUAGUCUUGAUCAGGGCAAUAUCCAGGACUUUAUGUGGUCAUGAGCCCCCAGUUGGCUGUUAAAAUAUAUUUUCUGUAUUUUCUGUAAUAAUUUUAUUUUUAUUUUCCAACAUGAAGGUCUAAAUGCUGUUCCACAUUGCCAGAAAAAAAACCUUUUUGUGUGAGCCUAAAAGUAGUCAAGUAGUCUGAAAAUACUGGAAUCAGCCUAUAAAACACCCACCAUGUGUUUUUAAUUUACAUGUAAACUCCCAGGAAGACAUGAAGACAUGACCCCAUUGUUCUCAAUGGUAGCUACGGUUCUCAUCUUAAUUUCACUUCUUGUUGAGGCAUCAGGAAGCUGAGUGCACUGGAUUGGAUUUUGAAUGUUUGUGUAAGAGUUUACCUUUUAUAAUGUAAAACUGGCUUGGCCAGUUAAGAAAUCAUUGUAUUAUUGCAUCAGCCUAUUGCAUGCUGUAUAUUGUGGACUGUGGCAUGUUUUUUAUUGUUUUAAAUGUUUCUUUUUAAUUUUCAUGAAAAGUAAAACAGAUGUUACUGUGUUUGUAUUGUUCUCAAUGCCAUAUUUAGAGCUGAUUAAUUUAAUCUGGACAAAACAAGUAAUUUGUUUGUUCCCAGACUCUGGGACUCUGGGAACUUGGAAUAGACAUUUUCUUUACAUAUUAACUAAACAAUAUGAGAAUAUCAACAAUGAAAAUGGUCGUUAGUUGCAGCCCUCCUUAUAUUAUUGUAGCUGGGAGUCAAACUUUCCAUCAAGUGACAUUUCAUACAGUAUGUUAGUUACAUUGUGGCCUAAUGUGUUGUUAAAGUGGGUUGUUGCCUUUAGUAGUAAUCAUUAUGUUGAAUGUAGCCUGCAAAACUGUAACAUUAAGCUAUACACUGUAUAUAUUUGGUGUUUAAGGAUUUACUGAUGGUACCAUGAAAUAAAACUACAGCAAGGUCACUAUAAACUCAAAGCCUUUUACAUACAUGUAAAUAUUUGUGUAUAGUAUGACCAAGCUGACUUACUUUCCUGUUAAUAAAUGUAUAAUAAAUAAUAAAUGUAUUAAAAGGCA
This is a messenger RNA of Siniperca chuatsi (mandarin fish), 2161 nucleotides long. Its product is annotated as retrotransposon-like protein 1. The transcript is spliced from 4 exons. The record is from RefSeq and is a predicted model, not a curated record. Gene Ontology annotation, cellular component: plasma membrane. NCBI's taxonomy places the organism in Eukaryota, Metazoa, Chordata, Actinopteri, Centrarchiformes, Sinipercidae. The coding region runs from base 424 to 1065 and encodes 213 amino acids.